This is a messenger RNA of Bombyx mandarina (wild silkworm), 528 nucleotides long. RefSeq lists its product as uncharacterized. The record is from RefSeq and is a predicted model, not a curated record. NCBI's taxonomy places the organism in Eukaryota, Metazoa, Arthropoda, Insecta, Lepidoptera, Bombycidae.
AUGGCUUUAGGCGGAUGUUCGAGCGGUUUGCUUGUAACCGCACUGCUGGCCCUGGUUCUAUUGCCGGCUCAAUAUUAUGUGCCCGAAUAUUACUUGGGAGUGGAUGUUCCAUUGCCGAUCGAGAAAGUGGCGCCCCCUAACGGUUUCAUCGUCUGGUUGGAUAAAGCGUUUGUACAUUUUCCGCCCUUGGAUCUUUUCUUUACGUUAUCCCUGUUGAUUUUGGCUAUUGUCACUUAUCUGUACGAGUGGAUACAAAGGAAACUUAUGGAGAGGAGGAUUGCAAAGUUAAACAAUUACCUGGUUGCCAGCGUGGAGCGGCUCCGGGUCUGGGACGCGCAACAGGAACAGUUGGAGACCACUUUGAAGAUGGUACAGAAUGCCACGUCCGAAUACAAUCUACUUUUAUAUUUGUUGUUGCGUCAGCAUCGGUGUCUCGCCACCGGCAACAACGGGCCGCCUUUCAACUGCUUCUUCGACAAAACAGUUGAUGAUGACCUUAGUUUUUUGAGAAAUCCUAUUGAAACGUGA